Fusarium vanettenii 77-13-4 is the source of this 960-nucleotide messenger RNA. RefSeq lists its product as uncharacterized. Lineage: Eukaryota; Fungi; Ascomycota; Sordariomycetes; Hypocreales; Nectriaceae. The coding region runs from base 1 to 474 and encodes 157 amino acids. Gene Ontology annotation, molecular function: SUMO conjugating enzyme activity. Gene Ontology annotation, biological process: protein sumoylation. The transcript has 4 exons. Gene Ontology annotation, cellular component: nucleus. The record is from RefSeq and is a predicted model, not a curated record.
AUGGCUCUGUGUCAGAACCGAUUACAAGAAGAGAGAAAGCAGUGGCGGCGAGACCAUCCCUUUGGGUUCUAUGCCAAGCCCCAACGAACCAAGGAGGGUAUCCUCGAUGUCAAGAACUGGGAGUGCGGCAUUCCCGGAAAGGACAACACCAUCUGGGCUGGCGGACUCUUUAAGCUGACCAUCGCUUUUCCUGACGAGUAUCCCACAAAGCCACCCAAGUGCAAAUUCGUCCCUCCGUUGUUCCACCCCAACGUGUACCCUUCAGGCACCGUCUGCCUGUCCAUCCUCAACGAGGAGGAGGCCUGGAAGCCCGCUAUCACCGUUAAGCAGAUCCUGCUGGGCAUCCAGGACCUCUUGAACGACCCGAACCCCGAGUCUCCUGCCCAAGCAGAGGCGUACAACCUAUUUAAGAAGGAUCGCGCCGAGUACGAGAAGCGGGUUCGCCGUCUGGUCCGCGACAACCCCACUCCCUGAUGGACGAUCGAGAGGCGCUGGUUGAAGAGGCGUUUUAGACACUUUUUAUUUGUAAGGGAUCUCAGGCUACGGCGUUUGGGGAAAUACCAAGGCGGAUAUUCUUGGGAGCCUGUGGUUGAAGACCACAGCACGAUAUGGCUCGUGUUGACAAUGAGCAGUGGGCUGGGUAGUUUCGGACCUCGCAGCCCAUGAGGGGAUGUGGUCGGUCGAGUCACGAAGAGAGCGUUUUCCUUGGAAUCUCAAGCAAGUGUUUUAUUCUUCUUUGAUGAGUUGUCGUUGUAUGUCAACAGCCGUUGUCGGUUGAAGCGAUCGAGAUCCACGUCGGCGUGAAUCAUUGCGGCUGCGUCUUCGGACCACGCCCACCAGCAAUGGAUGGAUGUCUGGGAUCUGCCCCACCAUUUUUUAUCAUGGUGGAUGUCCCGAAUGGCGAUACAACCGAAGGUGGCGUCCAACAGCCGAAGAAGCCACGGGCUGAUGGGUGUUAUC